CAUUACUCCAUUUUUUGCAACCCUCUCUCUCUCUCUCUCUCUCUCUCUCUCCUCCUCCUCCUCCGCCGCCAUGGAUGAGGACGAUUUCCCACCUCCAAAGAGGAACCAAUACAACUUAAACAGCAAAGUCAUGCUCACCGCGGUCGUUUCGUUAUCCAUGGUGGUGGUGAUUGUGACCGUACUUCAUUUAUACGCGAGGUUCGUCCUCCGCCGCCAGGCACGGCGUAGAGCCACCAUGCUACAGCUCCGGCUGGCGGUUGCCCAGGCCCAGGCCGCCACAGAGCCGCCCACGAGCGGGCUUAACCCGGCCGUCAUAGCCUCCCUACCGAUAUUCGCCUUCAAACAAACGGGACACAGUGAUGACACGUCAGGUGGUGGGACGACAGAGUGCGCUGUCUGUUUGAGCUUUUUGGAGGAUGGUGAAAUGGUUAGAAUUUUACCAAAUUGCAAGCACACUUUCCACGUGGACUGCGUCGAUAAGUGGCUUACUUCCCAAUCAACAUGCCCUAUUUGUCGAACUGGGGCAGAGCCCUUCCACCUGCCCUUCCACCUGCCCCAGUCCUGUGAGGCAGUGCGGGCCAGGGCUUUGCCCACAGCUCCGCCAGUACUGGAAAGCGGGGACUCGGAGUUAACAAAUGCGGAAGGGACGUCACAUGGCGGGGAACUAGAAACACCAUCCUCCGCGAAGAUUGUCAAUAGUGGCGGCUCAAGUUCGAGCUCGAGGUUGAGUUCUUUUCGGAGGAUGCUUAGUAGGGAUUCUAGGGAUAAAUCGUCGCGGCGGAUCCAAUCUUGUGGCCAAGAGGAUGUCCAACUGGAUGUCGAGAGCAGCCAAUUUAGGUGAAACCAUUCAUUCCUACACUAUUUUGUUAAUUUCUUCUCUCUUUCUCUCUCCAUGUGCUCUGUGUUUGUAUAAAAAUUGUUCUGCUUGUUAUAUACACAUAUAGACGUUGAUUAGUCGCACACAUGAGAAGAGAAACAUAGACGAGAUUUCUCGAUCGGCUCCGGUCGUCGGGGCCGGUGAGACCUGAGAGAUGAGCUAUUAAGAAGAGUUAGAUAAGAUGAUCAGUACUAUAUUGUUGUGAAUAACAGAAAAUAAUUUAGUAAUGGAUGUGAUUUAUUAAUUAGGUGAAAUUAAUCAUUUCAUUGGCAGGUUCUAUUAAUUGCUUUAUUUCUA
Molecule: messenger RNA, 1174 nt
Organism: Rhododendron vialii
Lineage: Eukaryota; Viridiplantae; Streptophyta; Magnoliopsida; Ericales; Ericaceae
Product: RING-H2 finger protein ATL40-like
Exons: 1
Coding region: 71-841 (256 amino acids)
Source: RefSeq, a predicted model, not a curated record